AGGCUUGAGUCCAUCCUUAAUGAACUUCCUAAAUUGGUCCUCAAGAAAUGGCCACACAAGCCUGUCGAGCGAGAUACCUGGGUAACCACCAGAAGAAAGCUAACAGCGUUCCAAUGGCCGCCUCCGGGCGGGAGAGGUGGAGCCCGAGAUUGUUGCUUUUUUCAUAAAUCCCGUUCAGCAAGUUGUAUGGCUUUAGGCAAAUGACUUAAUCCCCGAAUUUCAGGUUCGUGGUCUGUAAUACAGAGAUGUGAUAAUAGUACCUACACUUAAUAGGGUUGUUACGUGGGUUAAACGGUGAGUGACCGUGAAAUGUUUAGGAUCUUGGGGGAAGGUUGCAAAACAGGAGGAAGAACCUGCCCUGUCGGCCUUCUCGACCGAUCCUGACCCACUUCCUCUUUCUGACAGCCCCAGGGACUCAACCGGCCCGGUCCUCCGGCUCGCGGGCCGGGUCAGCCCUCUAGAAGUUAAGAGUCUCCGCGUCUCCAUUGGUCGCCACCGGCGAAUCCCCACCCCCCAGCCCGGCCUCAACACCUGCCGAUUGGCUCCCGGGCGAGACCUGUCACCCGCACGUCAAUGACCACCGCCCUCCAAUCACAGCCGUGCAGGGGCGGGGCCGGCGGGCGCUGGACUAACUGGAGGACUUCCCGGGGUCGAGGCCACUGGACCCGCCGUUGGAACCAGGCCUGGGCCCCGCCUCAUCUGGACUCCACCCUCGCCCCGCCCGCCCUCUAAGCCACGCCUCCAUCUCCUAUGCAGCUCCUAGGCCAAGCCCCGGAGGCACGGAGGGUCCCCAGACCAAAGGCGGUGGGCUUCCCAGCCCGGAUCCCGCCUCGCUGCUGCUGCUCUCGCCCCCCGCCCACACCCCCGAAGGCAGCGCCGAAGUCGUCCCGGGUCGCGGCGACAUGCCGGAGCUGGUGGUGACAGCGCUGCUGGCGCCGUCGCGCGUCACUCUGAAGCUCCUGCGCGCCUUCAUGUGGAGCCUCGUGUUCUGCGCGGCGCUGCUGACCGCCGCCGUCUAUGGCUGCAUCGCGCUCACGCACGUGCUGUGCCGGCCCCGGCGCGGCUGCUGCGGGCGCCCCCGGCGCACCCCACCCGCCUGCUUGAGCGACCCCACGCUGGGCGAACACUGCUUCCUGACCCUCAAGAGCUCGGGCCUGCGCCUCCACUAUGUCUCCGCUGGACGUGGCAACGGACCCCUCAUGCUGUUUCUGCACGGCUUCCCGGAGAACUGGUUCUCCUGGCGCUACCAGCUUUGGGAGUUCCAGAGCCGCUUCCACGUGGUGGCUGUGGACCUACGGGGUUACGGCUCCUCAGAUGCACCUCGGGAUGUUGACUGUUACACCAUCGACCUGCUGAUGGCGGACAUCCAGGAUGUCAUCCUGGGCCUGGGUUAUUCCAAGUGCAUCCUGGUGGCCCACGACUGGGGUGCGGUCCUCGCCUGGAAUUUCUCCAUCUACUACCCGUCCCUGGUGGAGCGGAUGGUAGUUGUCAGUGCGGCCCCCAUGUCUGUGUACCAAGACUACUCUAUGCACCACAUCAGCCAGUUCUUCCGUUCCAACUACAUGUUCCUGUUCCAGCUUCCCUGGCUGCCUGAGAAGUUACUGUCCAUGUCUGACUUCCAGAUCCUGAAGACCACCCUCACACACCGCAAGAGAGGCAUCCCACACUUAACCCCCAACGAGCUCGAGGCCUUCCUUUAUGACUUCUCCCAGCCCGGUGGCCUCACUGGGCCCCUCAACUAUUACCGAAACCUCUUCAGGAACCUUCCCCUGGAGCCCCAGGAACUGGCCACGCCCACGCUGCUGCUGUGGGGAGAGAAGGACACGUACUUGGAGCAGGGGCUGGUAGGAGCCAUCAGCAGUCGCUUUGUGCCCGGCCGGCUGGAGGCCCACAUCCUGCCGGGCGUGGGGCACUGGAUCCCACAGAGCAACCCCGAGGAAAUGCACCAGUACAUGUGGGCCUUCUUGCAAGACCUGCUAGGCUAGCAGCCCUCGCUCCCUGGCCUGUGUGCACCUGGGAGUCCACACCACGUGCACACCACGACGGACUCCCGGAUCACGCACAGGCGUGGAACUCCUAGACCACACACGAGUGUGUCUGUGGAUGCCCGCAGGCGCACCAGGCUGUUUGCUCACACACCGGUGUGAGUGUCUGUGCACGUGAACGAGCACUUCAGCCCUGGGGAACCGGGUACUUCUCUCCUCUGUGGAGCUGGAUACCCAGCGUCCUACCUCUCCCCUCCCUGGGGCCUUCCCCUUCCUGCCAACGUCAGCCCCCAGAGCUGCACAAACCACAGAUUCUGACCUUCCCGUCCCUGGCUUUCAUCUCCAAUCUGAGUCUUCAGCUAAAAGCUGUUCUGUCCAGUAGGGUAACUGGCAGCCGUAUCUGGCUGCUUCGAUUUAAAUGGAAAUUAAUUAAAAUAUGAUCGAUUAAAAAUCCAGUCCCUCGGUCACUCUAGCCAUGCUUCAAGGGCUCCACUGACACAUCAGCAUAAAGCAUUCUAUUGGACAGUGCUGAUGAGGGUACUCCUAGAAUAGGGGUGUCUGUACCUGGCUCCUGACCAGCUCUCCAAGGAAAGACCCUCAUGUACAAGCAGGUGUGUGUCUAGAUUCCUGUCUAGGCAGGCCCUGGGCAGCUCCCACCAUCUCCCUCCCGGUUGUGACUCCAGACCCUGCAAGGUCAAGAUCUCUAGGUGCGGCCUGGGCAAGAUCCCUGGGAUCCCUGUCUCAGAUUCGUGGAAAAACAGCCCUAGGCUAUGCUAGGGUGGAUGUUUGAGAUUCUGGACAGGGCACAGGAAGGGACCGGCUCCCUGAAUGACCAUCUGAAGUCUGAGGCCUGCCUCUCCAGCGCCUGGAAUCUUCUCCAAGUUAACCACAGAUUCCGCUGGUUCUUUG
Messenger RNA from Panthera uncia (snow leopard), 2894 nucleotides. RefSeq names its product epoxide hydrolase 3 (gene EPHX3). The transcript has 9 exons. Lineage: Eukaryota; Metazoa; Chordata; Mammalia; Carnivora; Felidae. The record is from RefSeq and is a predicted model, not a curated record. Gene Ontology annotation, molecular function: hydrolase activity. Bases 903 to 1985 code for a protein of 360 amino acids. Gene Ontology annotation, cellular component: intracellular membrane-bounded organelle.